Molecule: messenger RNA, 219 nt
Organism: Marchantia polymorpha subsp. ruderalis
Lineage: Eukaryota; Viridiplantae; Streptophyta; Marchantiopsida; Marchantiales; Marchantiaceae
Source: the annotation of a GenBank genome assembly
AACUCUGCGGGGCUGGCAAAACUCCUGAGUCCCAAAUCCCCGGAAAUGGCUGAGUUAGCUAAAGCCUUGUUAAGAGAGAUGCGAGCCGAUAACGAGCUAGUAACCGACAUUCGGGACUCGCAGAAAAACUUCCACCUGGCUUUAUUUUACUUGAUGAGUCUCCAUCGUAACACAUCACGUAUCAUAACUAAUGUUCAUGCUAUUUAUUUUGAUCCAUGA